This is a messenger RNA of Adineta ricciae, 222 nucleotides long. The record is from the annotation of a GenBank genome assembly. NCBI's taxonomy places the organism in Eukaryota, Metazoa, Rotifera, Eurotatoria, Adinetida, Adinetidae.
AUGUCGCUAUUACUUCUUGUUGGUGCGGCUGGCGCAGCUGGUGUAGCUGGUUAUGCAUGGGCUAAACAUCGACAACGUCGCGCUAUAGCGAACGGAUAUGUGACAUAUCAUGAUAGUGGCUAUGGUUCUCCACAGUACGGUCAUUUCCAUUAUGGUGAUACAGGACGCUAUCGGCAUGGAGGAAAUUCUCGUUAUACAUACCAUUAUACCAGUCGAUAUUAA